AGAGUCGCCGUUUUCCUGCACCAGGCGUCGCGAGUGUCUUUGAAGACGCGCGAGAAACGAAAAGCGAGAAGGGGCCACCGCGGCAACUUGUCCGCGCAUGUUCGGCCUCACCCGCGGCGGUGCAUCGCUCGGUGACAGAGCCCGACACAGCGCUGCUGUCGGCAGCUCAGACGUUGCUUUCUGGAAGACACACCGUGGUCGCGCAACACCACUUUUGGCCUCGCGUCCUCUCUUCAGUUUGCUGGUUUGACCUAGCGCCGAGCUGUGCUCUUCGCCGUGAUGAACCGUCCGGUCGUGCCGGUCACUUCGCCGUCGCCACUGCUGCUGCUGCUGCUGCUCGCUUCACUCCUAGCGCCGUCCGUUCCGGAAGCCCUGCCCUCAGAGACCACUUCAGUUCCCAAACCACAAAGUCUCGGCUUUCCGCCGAACCUUGGACUAGGUGACCUUGCCAUUGCGAGCUGCUUCGUCAAAGCCAGCACGUCGCCGGGUCAGACGCUGGCACUGAGGUGGGACAAAGACGGCCGUGAACUGGUCUCCGACCAGCGCAUCGAAGUGCACACAACUUCGGCGAGCGGAGGCAUCAUGUUGAGCAUCCGCAACUUGCAGCCAGACGACGUUGGCAAUUACACGUGCACAGUUCGAAGCCCCGGGGGAUCUCGAGGCGUCACCGUACCACUCGUGGUCACCGGUAAGCCACGAAGGAAACAUAUAGAGCUGUAG
Molecule: messenger RNA, 720 nt
Organism: Dermacentor silvarum
Lineage: Eukaryota; Metazoa; Arthropoda; Arachnida; Ixodida; Ixodidae
Product: titin-like
Exons: 2
Coding region: 280-720 (146 amino acids)
Source: RefSeq, a predicted model, not a curated record